UUUCAUUCGGAACUUUUUUGUUUUCACUAAUUUUCACGUGCUAUAUUACUUUAUUUAGAAAGGAGUAUACCAAUAAUUAACUUAGAAGUACAAGCUGGUUUUUACUUGAAAGGAAAAAUAAAGAUUUUUGAUAUCGAAGCUUCAGGUCACGUGCUUAUUAAUACUGACUCAUUUGACGUUGACAUUCAAAUGGCACCACUUAAUUGGGUGGGUGGGCUUAUCAAGGUGCAACGGAACUCAGACGAUAGCAAAAAUGGUCCAAUUUGUAAAAUCAAAGCAGGCGCGGAUGAAUUUGAAGUCCACAUCGAAGGAUAUGCCGAGGUUUUGGGAAUAAAUGGCGAAAUAAAAAUACUGGUCAGUGAUACAGAGUUUGAAUUUAGAGUUAGUGGUACAAUGUGGCCUGGAAUUUUUGAUGCCUCGAUAGAAUUAAAAGCGUCGUAUGGAAGCAUUGAUACUUUAAGUUUUUCAGUAAGUAUAUAUAGAUAUUUAAUAUAUCUCAUAAUUAUCAAUAUUUGUUAUUGCUUUAAAUGCGGACUAAUGACCAUUAAGAAGCCGUCAGGCGUUAGUUCCUGUUGUUUUUCAAGCAAAGAAACAUUAAAGUUGAAUUAAAAGCUUAGUUUUACCCAACACCUGGUUUAGUUAAUUUAACGUUCAGUAAGAAAUGGGGGAAGGGUAGACCUGAUAUU
This is a messenger RNA of Hydractinia symbiolongicarpus, 686 nucleotides long. RefSeq lists its product as uncharacterized. NCBI's taxonomy places the organism in Eukaryota, Metazoa, Cnidaria, Hydrozoa, Anthoathecata, Hydractiniidae. The record is from RefSeq and is a predicted model, not a curated record. Bases 190 to 609 code for a protein of 139 amino acids. The transcript has 2 exons.